CUAGCUAAAAACUUUUCUGAAGAGAGAACAACCUCUGACCUCUACCAUAAGGCCGCGCGAUUUCAACAUCGAGGCUCGGCGAAAGGUUCGUGCAGUUCUAACUGUGGACUGGACCAUGAAUUUACGAUGGCACGAGACGUGCGGCGUGUGUCCAUGUGCAUGCUCGUGUUGAGCAUAUCCUUUAGACUGAGGCUAGAGAAGACGGCAACAAGAGGUCCAUUCAAGCAUGAGGGCAUUGUUAGUGCUAAAUCACGCACAUGUUUUGGUUAAUACUUGCUGUGCCCUAAUGUUGCCACGGUGAUAUUAUACUGACUUAAUGAGGUGGAUGGUGCAAAUGACCAUUCGCGGUGCAAAAACAUCUGUUGGCAAUGGUUUCUUUAUGUGGUCGGUUUGAUUCAACUUUUACAGACUCAAUGUAAGGCUCAGCAUGGUAGAUGAAAAAGGUUGGUUACUAAUUACCAGCAUGAAAAUGAGCUGAAAGAUGGUGUGGGUCAAGUAACGUCCCCAGUAUGAGUCGCUGAGGAAGGCCCGCACACAGGUAAACGGUCCUGGUCUAACUUGCUCAUGUUGUUUGCCGCACUUGCAUUCCCUUGCUCAAGAACUCUGGUCAGAAACAGCACCAAGUUCACUCCCACCCUGAAGAAUGCUAGUGUGGCUAGCCUGGAUUCGCUGCAACAGAUUGAGAUGAACAACAGACACCAUGACACAAGAAUCUUUGUAUGACUUGCUGAGGGUGCCGUGUUUGUUCAGUUCCUUUUCUUUUUAUGUUGCUAGUGUUCAGCGUUAGAGAGAAGAACCUCCGACCUCUACCAAAAGGCCGUGCAAUUUCAACGUCGAGGCUUGGCAAAAGCUGCAGGCUAGAGAAGACAAUGCCAAUGAUUGAGGAGAAGAUUUUUCCCAUGGAGGAAAAUUAUGGCAGCAAGGAAAACACAGGUCCAUUCAAGGAUGAGGGCAUUGUUAUUGAGAAGGCGAGCACCGGCGGAUGGAAGUGGACGAGCCUCUUCCUAGUUGUUCACCUCAAUGUGCUGCAGCAAAUCCAGGCCAACAACACUAGCAUUCUUCAGGGCAGGAGUGAACUUGGUGCUGUUUCUGACCAGAGUUCUCGAGCAGGGGGAGCGCAAAUGCAUCCAAGAACGUGUGCAAGUGGAUAGGACCAUUUACUUGUGUUCCUUGAUCGGGUUACUUGACCUGCAGCAUCUUUCAGCUCAUUUUCAUGCUGUAACUUACCUUUUUCAUCCACCAUAUCGAGCCUUACGUGUAGUUUGUAUGCAAAAGUCGAACUUUGGUUGCCUCCAUCAGUACAAGCCGAGUGAAUUAUCUUCUA
Molecule: messenger RNA, 1324 nt
Organism: Eucalyptus grandis
Lineage: Eukaryota; Viridiplantae; Streptophyta; Magnoliopsida; Myrtales; Myrtaceae
Exons: 5
Coding region: 765-1151 (128 amino acids)
Source: RefSeq, a predicted model, not a curated record